AUGGUUCUGCUCCUAUUGCCUCCCUUUGGGGCUACUUUAUCUGCCGGUUCACCCAACAUCAGCACUGACCGAUUGGCUCUUCUUGUACUAAAAUCCCAUGUCACUUACGACCCUCGAAACUUCUUGGCAUCCAACUGGUCUACUUCUGCCUCUGUUUGCAAUUGGAUUGGGGUCACUUGCGGAUCAAGACACCAGAGAGUCACUGCUCUGAAUUUUUCAGCAAUGAGUCUUACAGGCACCAUUCCACCUCACUUGGGAAAUCUUUCUUUCCUUGCUUGGCUCGACAUUCACAAUAAUAGUUUCCAAGGCUCGUUACCCAUUGAGUUAGCUAAUUUGCGUAGGUUGAAAUAUUUGAACUUUGCUAACAAUAGCUUCAGUGGGGAAUUCCCGUCAUGGUUUGGUUCCUUCACUCAACUUCAGUCGUUGUAUUUGGAUGGCAACAACUUCACAGGCGUUAUCCCAUCUACUCUGGGCAAUUUGUCAAAACUAGAAAUAUUUCGGGUAGAAUUCCUAAUAGUUUAUUCAAAUGCAAAGAAUUGGUGUAUUUAUCCUUCCAUAACAAUUUUUGGAGGGAAGUUUGCCUAUAGAGAUCGGAAAUUUGACUAUGCUCAACCAAUUGUAUCUCUACAGGAACAACCUCGAAGGCUUCAUUCCUUCCUCAAUCUUCAUUCUGUCUUCGUUGCAAGUCAUCUCAUAUCGGAUAUAUUUGAUCACCUUCCUAAUUUACGAUGGCUUUAUUUGAGUGGGAGUCAAAUUUCUGGAAGAAUUCCAACAAGUUUGUUCAAAUGCAAAAGGUUAGAACAUAUAUACCUGGCUUCUAAUCAAUUGGAGGGGACUGUGCCUUUGGAAGUCGCCAAUUUGACUUCACUUAAGGUAUUGAAUAUCGGCGGCAACAACUUGAUCAGACGCUUUCCAACUGCACCACUUUCAUUGCAUUGGUUAUCUGUUUCAGAGAAUAAUUUAGUUGGAGAAAUGCCUUCCUUAAUUUGCAACUUGAGUUCCCUUCUAGGUCUUAAUUUGGAUAAGAAUAAUUUGGGUGGAACUAUUCCAAAAUGUAUUGGAAACUUGAGCUCUCUCUUAUACAUUGUUCUACGUAAGAAUAAUUUUCAUGGGAAAUUACCUGAAAAUUUUGCUAAAGGUUGUUCUUUGAGAAGUUUUGAGAUCAACAACAACCAAUUAGAAGGAUCACUACCACAAUCUUUGGAUAACUCCAAAGUUACAUUUUCCUUCACUCGUUUGCGUGUCAUUGAUCUUUCUCACAAUCACUUCAGUGGAUACUUACCGACCAAUUUUUUUGAAAAUUUGCAAGCCAUAAGGGAAAGAUGUGAAAAGAAAGUUAAGCCAGAGUACAUGAUCGAUGCAUCGGCUGAUGGAGUGGUGUAUUAUAUUCAAAAUGUUACUUUCACAAUAAAAGGGUUGGAAACAGAAUUUCAGGCACUAUUAACCACUUGGACGGUGAUUGACUUUUCGAACAAUCAAUUGGUUGGGGAAAUUCCUAAUUCACUUGGUGAACUUCAUUCACUUAUAGUCCUCAACCUUUCUCACAAUAGUUUAACAUGUCCUAUCCCAUCAUCUUUCGGUGAUUUGUCAGAGCUUGAAGCAUUGGAUCUUUCAUCGAACAAGCUCGAAGGAGAAAUUCUAGCACAACAAAAAAAUCUUGUAUUUUUAGAUGUGCUGAACCUUUCUCAUAAUUAUCUUAUCGGACCUAUUCCUCAAGACAAUCAAUUUGAUACUUUUGAAAAUGAUUCUUACAAUGGGAAUUUGGGUUUAUGUGGAUUCCCAUUGUCAAGGAGUUGCAGUAAUGAUGGGAAAUUGAAGCCAACACCGGCAACAAGAGCAUUAAGUUGGAAAUUUGCAAUGCUGAUGGGUUAUGGAUGUGGAUUGGUGUUCGGAUUAAGCAUGGGAUACAUUGUAUUCACAACUGGAAAACCAUGGUGGUUCGUCAGGAUGAUUGAGAGAGUUCAAUAA
Messenger RNA from Durio zibethinus, 1968 nucleotides. The record is from RefSeq and is a predicted model, not a curated record. NCBI's taxonomy places the organism in Eukaryota, Viridiplantae, Streptophyta, Magnoliopsida, Malvales, Malvaceae.